AUGUGCUACAGCUCGCUGCAGGUGCUCGAGAGCCACUGGGGCGGCGUCAAGUACAUCCUCACGGCCCUCGACCAAAAGUCCAAGGGCAUCUGGGACUGCGAGACGUACACGUCGGAGGAGUACGAGAGCACCAUCAUCCCCCUGCUAGGGCCGACCAUCGCCGAGGAGCUCCGCCGGGCCUCGCCGAAGAUGGACGGCGCGCCGCCCAUCGCCUGGAGCCUCGCCGGCUCGGCCGACUCGCCCAACUCGAGCCUCACGCUCAUGUACACGAGGCGCAACGGCACCGUGAUGCCGACCCGGCAGCAGCCGCAGGCGGUGCAGGCCUUGCCGUCGCAGGUCGCCACGCCGCCCGGCAUCAUGGUCUACGACCCGAUCCGGCAGAGCCUGCCGGCCGAGCCCGUCGCCAUCUACCCUCCGGCCCUGCCGCAGACGAGCAUGUCGUCGGUCCGCCAUUCGCCCUUGCUGCCGAGGCCCCUCGGCCCGCUGAACCUGCCCUACCUCGCCGCCCAGCCGCAGCCGCCGUCGGAGGCGUACGACGGCGUGGCCGCCGACGAGGACGGCCGGCCCAAGAUGCUCAUGGCCCCGUCGUUUGCCUCGUCGGGGGGCCCGCUCGGCGGCUUCGAGGCCUACGGCGCGCCCCCGGUGAGCGCCAUGGCCGACGCCGACGAGGUCGGUCGCCUCGCGAGCGCCGCGCCGUGCGGCGCCGCUCUGCAGAACCUGUACUUCAACCACGGCAUGCCCAUGCCGAGCCAGCCGCCGUGGGCCUUUGGCGCGAGCAACAUGAGCGCCAUCACCUUUGACAGCCGGGACAUUGACAUCAGCGUCAUCGGCCGCCAGCCGCAGCUGAUGACGGGGGCCUGGAUCGACUUCAUCCCCAGCGACGUGCUGGGCAUGCUGGAGAAUUACAACAUGGACGGCCAGGUGGCGUCGGCCCAUCCGGGCGCCGGCGGUUGA
Molecule: messenger RNA, 954 nt
Organism: Drechmeria coniospora
Lineage: Eukaryota; Fungi; Ascomycota; Sordariomycetes; Hypocreales; Ophiocordycipitaceae
Exons: 1
Coding region: 1-954 (317 amino acids)
Source: RefSeq, a predicted model, not a curated record